Messenger RNA from Brenthis ino (lesser marbled fritillary), 2157 nucleotides. The record is from the annotation of a GenBank genome assembly. NCBI's taxonomy places the organism in Eukaryota, Metazoa, Arthropoda, Insecta, Lepidoptera, Nymphalidae.
AUGUAUUUCCCUAUAGGAUGGCCAAAAGUUCUAAAGAACUUAGGGACGGAUAUUCAAUUAGUGAAGCAAAUAGUAUCUAAUCGGGACAAAAUAUUAUUUGCCUCCUUAAGUGAUGAAUUUUUAGUCAUAUGGUUUUGUAAGCCAUCUGUACCUAUAGUCUAUCAUAAAAGAAGUGCAGAAUCUCUACAAAGACUUGGAGUUAAUGUUGGAGUAGAAUGGAAACCAGACUCAUCAAUGAUAUGUAUAUCUACUUCUGAAGGCCAUUUAAUUUUAUAUAAUGUGGAAGCACAGAAUGAACACACAGCUUAUCAGCAAUGUGACCCACCGACUGCUAGCCUCAGGAGGGAUUCUGCUGAACUAUUUGUUAAAGAAGUUAUUCCAUCUCUUAAAAUUACCUUAUUCAAAGAAAUUCUUGUAUGGGAUGGACAGAUUACAAGGAUGUGCUGUAUAUCUGGCACGGAAAUACUUGUAUGUACCACACGCGCCCAUCUCUUACGAUAUCGUUGGGACGGAACUCAAAACAGAGAUUACUGCCUCGAUUUAGGAAGAAUACCUUUUUCAAUAAACCAGCAGGUGUCUAAAGCGGAGCCUAUUUUAGAAGAUAAUACAAAUGUUAGUGAUAUUGAAUAUUCACCAUUGGUGUGUGGAUUUGGUAUAACAUUAAAUGAUGGAAGAGCUGCUUAUCUGACUGCCCCAAAUCUUAAAUUCGAUCCAAAUAUAUAUUUAGCGACGGAUUUGACGGCAGUACAAGGUAUUUGGGCGCAAGGCAUCGACGAUGCGACUUGUGUACGAGUCAAUCAUAAGUUUAGGCUCAUUGCUAUUGGUAGAAAGAACUCACAAGUAGAUGUAUUCACGAUUGACGAAGCGACGGGUGGCCUUGAGCUUUCGCACACAAUGCUGCUCAGUUCCAAGGACUUCCCCGGUGACCCGGGGCCUGUGAAGUGUAUGAGAUGGACGGGGGACGGGCGCGCGGUGGCGGUGAGCUGGGAGGGCGGCGGGAUGGCGGUGUGGAGCACGUUCGGCGCGCUGCUCAUGUGCUCGCUGGCCUGGGACUACGGCCUCAGCCAGGACCUCGCCAAGCGUAACCCGCUUGUUGUCUCCUGCAUGGAAUGGGCAACGGAAGGAUAUCAGUUAUGGAUGGUUAAAGUGGAGGAAGAAGCGAAAUCGAAUUUAAUCCAAAUGGACUUUGUUAAAAGCCCCAUGAGUGUGAACCCUUGUAUGAGCAACCAAAGGCAUCUAUACUUGCAAGCGGAUGAUAAAUUGUACAUAAAUUUGGAAGAUAAUCUCACUCGACGAACAAAAGUCCCCAUCAUAGAUUCGUCUUCAGACGCGUUCCAAGAGAACGGCCAGGACGCGCCGUUGGAAUACGUCAGCAGCGCUAAGUAUAACGACUUUGUGGAUGACAACGAAUGCAGGAAGCAGUGGAUAGUCCUGCAGUUGCCGGCCACCUACAUAGCUAGCAAUUGGCCCUUACGAUACAGCGCGGUGGACGGCAGCGGGCAGCACGUGUGCGUGGCGGGGCGCGCGGGGCUGGCGCACUACGCGCGCGCGUCGCGCCGCUGGAAGCUGUUCGGCAACGAGGCGCACGAGCGCGACUUCGUGGUCACCGCCGGCGUGCUGUGGUGGCGCGACUACAUCGUUGCCGGUUGCUACAGCAUAGCAGAGGGGCAGGACGAGAUCCGUCUGUAUCCGCGCGAGGCGAAGCUCGACAACCGAUUCGCGAAGAUCGUGCGCGUGCAGGCGCAGGUGUUCGUGCUGGACGUGCUCGACGACCAGCUCGUCGUGUUCGGCGCCGACGCGCUCGUCACCAUCUACGAGCUCCAGCGGAUCGAUGAUGUGGGCAACGUGGAGGUGCGGUGCGUGCAGGCGGUGGACAUCUCGGCGCUGUCGCACCCCGCGUGCGUGGUGUCGGCGUCGCUGUGCCGCCUGCAGGACGCGCCGCCGCAGCACGCGCGCCGCGCCCACGCCCACGCCGAGCCCGCGGCCCACGCCUACGCGACAGACCCGCCCGUCGCGCCGGACUCGCUCGUAAUCAAUGCUAGUGGCAAAUUGAUGAUGGUUCAAAGAGAAGAGUACGAUGUGGACGAAGACAACAAUCCGGUAAGUCUUGUAUUCUACACCACCUCGAUGUCCAGCGUUCCACAACAGUGCGAUUUU